This is a messenger RNA of Plasmodium malariae, 573 nucleotides long. RefSeq names its product MSF1-like protein, putative. Gene Ontology annotation, biological process: phospholipid transport. Gene Ontology annotation, cellular component: mitochondrial intermembrane space. The record is from RefSeq and is a predicted model, not a curated record. The coding region runs from base 1 to 573 and encodes 190 amino acids. Lineage: Eukaryota; Apicomplexa; Aconoidasida; Haemosporida; Plasmodiidae. Gene Ontology annotation, molecular function: phosphatidic acid transfer activity. The transcript has 5 exons.
AUGAAACUUUUCGAACAAGAGCACAAGUACCAAUAUGACUGGGACACAGUUACAUCUGCAUUUUGGUUGAAAUAUCCGAAUAGCGUUCAGAAGCAUAUAAAGAAUAUUGAUGUUAUUGGUAGGAGCAUUGAUACAAAUGAGAAAACAUUGAAAUUGAAAAGGAUCAUUCACCUUCAGUAUUAUAUACCUAACAUAUUUAAAAACCUCUUUAACAUUGAUGGCAAAGGGCUAGCUCUUGAGGAAAUUAUUAUCAACUUAAGAGAGAAAAAACUGACAGUAAACACCGUCAAUUAUACCUUAAAUCCUUUAAUUAAUAUAUCAGAGGAAUGCGUGUACUUUCAAAAGGACAAUGAUGUGAAUCAAACUUAUUACAAGCAGGUUACAACUCUAAACAUUAAAGGCCUUGGGUAUAUGAAAAACCUUGUGGAAAACACAAUAAUAAACACAAUAAAAGAAAAAAGCAAGCAAGGGAUAAACAUAAUGAAUGAUACCAUUAAAAAAACUAUAAAUGACAGCAUACACAUUAAUAAUAGUGAAAUAUAUAUAGAAAAGCUGGAAAAAAAUAAAAAAUGA